AGACGCUAAUCUGCCUUCUAGUUCGAGGUACAUACAUUAAUACGGACGGUGGAAAAGCAGGGACGCCCCCCAGCUGUAUGCUGCUCUGCUUUCUCUCCGGAUAUCGCCCAGGAAAGAGGGAGAGAGAGGCAGAUCGUCGCGCCGGCCGCCGUCGCCAUGGCUCCCGAGCCCCAAGACGAGACAAACGAGAAGAACCCUGCCCCCCUUGACGAUGACGACAUCGCCCUCCUCAAGACCUACGGACUUGGACCUUACUCUGCGAGCAUUAAGAAGGCUGAGAAGGAAAUUAAGGAGAUGGCUAAGAAGGUUAAUGACCUAUGUGGUAUUAAGGAGUCUGACACUGGAUUGGCUGCACCAAGCCAGUGGGAUUUAGUUUCUGACAAGCAGAUGAUGCAGGAGGAGCAACCUCUUCAAGUUGCAAGAUGUACAAAGAUUAUCAGCCCAAACACAGAAGAUGCGAAAUAUGUGAUAAACGUCAAGCAAAUUGCCAAGUUUGUGGUUGGCUUGGGUGACAAAGUCUCUCCAACUGAUAUUGAAGAGGGAAUGCGUGUAGGAGUUGAUAGGAAUAAAUAUCAAAUUCAGAUUCCUUUGCCACCAAAGAUUGAUCCAAGUGUUACGAUGAUGACAGUGGAAGAAAAGCCUGAUGUUACAUACAAUGAUGUUGGUGGAUGUAAGGAGCAAAUUGAGAAAAUGCGAGAAGUUGUAGAACUUCCUAUGCUUCAUCCAGAGAAAUUCGUUAAGCUUGGUAUUGAUCCUCCUAAAGGAGUUCUAUGUUAUGGUCCCCCUGGAACUGGUAAAACACUGCUAGCUAGAGCUGUUGCGAACAGAACAGAUGCUUGCUUUAUUCGUGUUAUUGGAAGUGAGCUUGUCCAAAAAUAUGUUGGAGAAGGGGCUCGGAUGGUCCGUGAACUUUUCCAGAUGGCCCGCUCGAAAAAGGCCUGCAUCGUGUUUUUUGAUGAAGUGGAUGCCAUUGGUGGUGCUCGUUUUGAUGAUGGGGUUGGUGGUGACAAUGAAGUUCAGCGAACUAUGCUUGAAAUUGUUAAUCAGCUAGAUGGUUUUGAUGCUCGAGGAAAUAUUAAAGUUCUGAUGGCAACUAAUAGACCUGAUACUUUAGACCCAGCACUACUGCGUCCUGGACGACUGGAUCGCAAGGUCGAGUUUGGUUUACCUGAUUUGGAGAGUAGAACACAGAUAUUCAAGAUUCACACCAGGACAAUGAAUUGUGAGAGGGAUAUUCGGUUUGAACUGCUUGCUCGCCUCUGCCCCAAUUCAACUGGGGCAGACAUAAGGAGUGUGUGCACUGAAGCUGGAAUGUUUGCUAUCCGAGCACGAAGGAAAACAGUUACAGAGAAAGACUUUCUUGAUGCGGUGAACAAGGUUAUCAAAGGCUACCAGAAAUUUAGUGCUACGCCAAGGUAUAUGGUCUACAAUUAACUGAUCGACAUCUUUUUUCCCAUUUGGAAUGGGAGAAAGUCUUCUAUCAAAAAAAGGUAUGGGAGAAGGUCUGUCGCUUAUGCUGCCUGCCCCAUUGGACCUUCUGUAGAUCUGUGUACUGCAUCAUACUGUAUUAUGGUGAAAAUAAAUGUAGGUCUUUGCAAGGAGAUGCUUAGGUAUUCAAGUUUUGUGGUAAUAUAACCCCGAGAUGAUGUACGUUGAACAUGACUCUCCAUUUACUGAAAACACCGGUCCUUGAUAUAUGCUUCCAUUUGCAAUCAUCAAUAACAAGUUUGAAUCAAAGUGAGUUAAA
Elaeis guineensis (African oil palm) is the source of this 1747-nucleotide messenger RNA. Its product is annotated as 26S proteasome regulatory subunit 7. NCBI's taxonomy places the organism in Eukaryota, Viridiplantae, Streptophyta, Magnoliopsida, Arecales, Arecaceae. The record is from RefSeq and is a predicted model, not a curated record. Gene Ontology annotation, molecular function: ATP hydrolysis activity; ATP binding.